AUGGAUAAAGCACUGAAAGAAGUGUUUGACUACAGCUAUAGAGAUUACAUCCUGUCCUGGUAUGGGCAACUCAGCAGAGAUGAAGGGCAGCUGUACCAGCUGCUAUCUGAAGACUUCUGGGAGAUUGCCAAGCAGCUGCGACAGAGGCUGAGUCACGUUGAUGUAGUUAAAGUUGUCUGCAAUGAUGUAGUGAAAGCUUUACUCUCACACUUCUGUGACCUUAAAGGAGCCAACGCCAGGCAGGAGGAUCCACCAAGACCUUUUUUGCUGCACCCAUGCUUGAGGAACUCUGAUGAAGAAGUAAGAUUCCUGCAAAAAUGUUCUCAAAUUCUGGUGUAUUGUCUCCUACCCGCAAAGGAUGUCCAGUCUGUCAGCUUGCGCAUAGUCCUUGCAGAAAUACUUGCAACAAAAGUACUGAAGCCAGUGGUGGAACUGCUGAGUGAUCCAGAUUAUAUUAACCGAAUGCUACUUAGCCAGCUGGAAUACAGAGAACAGAUGAAUGAACAUCAGAAGAAAGACUACACAUAUGCUCCUUCUUAUGAGGAGUUCAUCAAGCUCAUUAACAGCAGCUCCGAUGUUGAGUUCCUGAAACAACUGAGGUAUCAGAUCGUAGUGGAAAUAAUUCAAGCAACCACAAUCAGCAAUAUUCCCCAAGUGAAGAGGCAGAAAGGAAAAGAAACUGCGGCAAUGAAAGCUGACCUACUGAGGGCUCGCAAUGUGAAGAGGUACAUUAAUCAGCUGACUGUGGCAAAGAAGCAAUGUGAGAAGAGAAUAAGGCUCCUGGGAGGGCCUGCUUAUGAUCAGCAGGACGAUGGCCCUCAGAGUCAGAAGAUUCUUCAGUUUGAAGAAAUUUUAGCUAACCCUUCAUACCGAGAGCACUUCCGAAUCUACAUGGAAAGGAUGGACAAGAUGGCUUUGAUUGGUCUUUGGGAGUCUGUGGAGUACCUGAGGAACGCUACCAAGGCUGAAAUUCCUCAACUGGUGAGUGAAAUUUAUCAGAAUUUUUUUGUGGAAAGCAGAGAAAUACCUGUGGAAAAAUCCCUUUAUAAAGAAAUACAGCAAAGUCUUGUGGGGAAUAAAGGCAUUGAAGUAUUCUACAGAAUCCAGGCAGACGUUUACGAAACUCUAAAGGACAGAUACUACCCCUCAUUCAUUGUCAGUGAUUUAUAUGAGAGAUCAGUCAAGAAGGAAGAAGAAAGAAGUUCUGCUCAGCUAGCUCCUGAGGACAAAGAUGAAGUGGUGAGUCAGACAAGCCAAGGUUGCGAAGAAGCUACUGAAGAAUGCAGUGCAAGAAUUAAUGAACAGGCCAGUUAUGCUGUAAAUAAACUUCGCCAGCUAAAUGACAAGCUUGAGUAUAAGAAACAGGCUCUAAAUUCCUUAUGUAAUUCACCAAAACCUGACAAAAAGAUUGUUUCUAAGCUGAAGGAUGAAAUUACUCUAAUGGAGAGAGAGCACAGUGACCUUCAGUUGCACAUUGCAAGAACAGACUGGUGGUGUGAGAAUCUUGGCUUGUGGAAAGCCUUCAUUGUCUCAGGCGAGGUUUUAGAAGAGAAUGGAGAACAAGUGCCCUGUUACUCUGUCAUGGUGAGUUUACAAGAUGCUGGUGGAGCUGAAACUAAGAACUGGACUGUUCCCAGGAAGCUCAGCGAGUUUCAGAACAUACACCGGAAACUCAGUGAGUGUUUUCCAUCAUUAAAGAAAGUUCAGUUGCCUUCCCUUAGCAAGCUGCCCUUCAAAUCCAUAGACCAGAAAUUCAUGGAGAAAUCCAAGAACCAGCUUAACAAUUUUCUGCAGAAAUUGCUCUCUGAUGAAAGACUCUGCCAGAGUGAAGCACUUUACGCCUUCCUGAGUCCUUCCCCAGAGCACCUCAAAGUUAUUGAUGUGCAAGGAAAGAAGUCGUCUUUUUCACUCUCCUCAUUUCUAGAACGUCUUCCUGGUGAUUUGUUUUCUCAUCAGGAGGAAGAAACAGAAGAGGAUAGUGACCUGUCCGACUACGGAGAGGAGGUGGAUGGGAAAAGAGACUCUCUUGCUGAACCGUGCAUGCUGAUUGGAGAGAUUUUUGAGCUGCGAGGAAUGUUCAAGUGGGUCAGAAAAACAUUAAUUGCACUAGUACAAGUCACUUUUGGAAGAACUAUCAACAAGCAAAUUCGUGACACUGUACAUUGGAUGUUCAGUGAACCAAUGCUUGUUUACUACAUUGGCGUGUUUCGAGAUGCUUUUUGGCCAAAUGGCAAGUUAGCACCACCACCAAGAGCCAAGAGCGAUGAACAAAAGCGUGAGACAAAACAGAGAGCACAGCAAAAACUACUUGAAAACAUUCCAGAUACUCUGCAGAGUCUUGUUGGACAACAAAAUGCCCGCCAUGGUGUAGUGAAAGUGUUCAAUGCAUUGCAAGAAAGAAAGGCAAACAAGCAUCUACUCUAUGUUUUGCUGGAACUGCUGCUAACUGAACUGUGUCCUGAGCUAAGAGCUCAUUUAGAGCAGCUUAAUGCCACUUAGGUUUGAAUCUGCACAACUGGACCACUAGAGAAAUGUCUAUGUCCAAUAAUAGACAUGAAACUUAUUUUCCUCUAUUCCAUAGAGGGCUGAGGACUAUGAUUAUUUUUAGCGUUUUUCUUUCUUCUUGAGUUUUUUGUGAAGUAAACAGACUUGAAAAGAUCUGAUGCUGUAGUAGGGUAGACAAGACAAUGCUGUAUAGUUGCCAAUUUUUAUUUAAAUGGUUCUAUUUGACUACUCUUCUGUUUGAAAUAUAGAUUGAAAAAUAAAUGUUCAUAUAAGCUGAAAGAAACCAGAAAAUAUUUUAAACAUUUAUGAAAAGAAAUUUUGCUCAUAGUGGUAAACUAAUGAAUGUUGUACAGUUCUAAUCUCCUCACUGAGGAUUUGAGCAUUCCUUUUUUCUUGUGUAUUGAAAAAGCCUUGUUGUGCAAUACUACAUGUAAAGCUAUUGUGAAAAUUUUAUCAAUUUUCUUUUUACCAAAGAUUUCCUGUAGUUUGAAGCAUUUGUAAGCAAUAAAUAACCCAGCUGGAUUGCAGUACUUGAUAAUGAGGCUGUACUGACAACUAAUGAAUGCGUUUGACAG
Nestor notabilis (Kea) is the source of this 3080-nucleotide messenger RNA. It is a transcript of the gene SNX25, whose product is annotated as sorting nexin 25. Gene Ontology annotation, cellular component: intracellular membrane-bounded organelle; early endosome membrane. The record is from RefSeq and is a predicted model, not a curated record. Lineage: Eukaryota; Metazoa; Chordata; Aves; Psittaciformes; Psittacidae. Gene Ontology annotation, molecular function: phosphatidylinositol binding. The transcript has 19 exons. The coding region runs from base 1 to 2499 and encodes 832 amino acids.